GGUGGCAAGUGAUUGGCACCGGAGUCAACGUGGCGGAGUGCGGCGGUCGUCGAGACAGACUGGCGGAAAGCUGCCGGCCGGACUUUCUGUUAACCAAUAUUCAGGUUUUAGAAGAGUUCUUCAACAUUUUUGAUAGCUAGCCUUCUCAAAAAUAAUGUUUCCAAAAAAGUACGCAUCGGGAUGUGAAAAGCUUAAGAAGAAAAGGAGACUUGAGAAAUUGAUAGAAUCUCAAAAGGGAGCUCUUGACAAAUUCCUUGUAAAACAUAGCAAUGAAGAUGAACAGCAAGAAGAAAUGAGCAAUCUAACAGUUGAUGCUGACGAGAAUGUUCAUGAAGAUGACCGAAUUGAUAAUGAUGAAGCGGGAAAAUCGAUUGGUAAUGAGGUAUUUGAGAAUGUUGAAACAGUGGGAAAUAAUUCUCGGACAAGUGAUAAGCCUAUGGAUUCUGCUUUGCUUGACAUAUAUGAUCCGAGAAAUUGGAACACGCUUGAUUCUAAGUCGAUAGAUGUUUUGGUGAAAAAUGGUCCUAAAAGAGAUGCAUCCAUAGUGAAAGGGCCAAAAGAUAAGUUCUCUAGGAGAUUUUCUUCAACAUUUUUCACAAGAUAUUUGGCUAAUCAAGAGCGGAUUGAUAGAGAUUGGCUAGUUUAUUCAAACGAGCUUGAUAAAGUCUUUUGUUUUUGUUGUAAGAUUUUUAAAAAAGGCGGUGGAAGAAGUUCCUUGGUGAACGAUGGAUUUUGUGAUUGGAAACAUCUUAACGGAAGGCUAAGAGAGCAUGAAACAAGUGUUGAUCAUAUGAGUAAUUUGAAAACAUGGAGAGAAAUGCGAAGACGAUUAACAAAAGACGAGAGAAGUGAUAAAGUGGUAGUGGCCCAGGGUCAACUUCUGAAAGAAAAAGAGUAUUGGAGAAAAAUAUUGCUUAGAAUGAUCUCACUCGUGAAGUUUCUUUCUAAACAUAAUUUGGCAUUUCUUGGGGAAAAUGAGCGGUUGUAUGAGAGCAAUAAUGGGAAUUUCUUGGGGCUGAUUGAAAUGUUGGGCGAGUUUGAUCCCGUCAUUCAAGAGUACAUUCGACGUGUACUGAAGAAUGGUAUUCAUCACCAUUAUUUGAGUCAAAAGAUUCCAAAUGAUUUGAUAGAGAUGCUUGCUUCAGGGAUCAAGACUAGGAUAAUUGAGAAAAUCAAUGAAUCAAAAUAUUAUUCGGUGAUACUAGAUUGUACUCCUGAUGUGAGUUACGAAGAACACAUGUCUUUGAUAUUAAGAUGUGUAGAUAUCUCAAUAUAUCCAAUAAAAAUAGAAGAAUUUUUCUUGGAAUUCUUGGCGGUGAAUGACACAACAGGCAAAGGUCUUUUUGAAGAAUUGCAAAGUGUGUUGGAAUCUCUUGAUCUUGACAUUGACAAUGUGAGAGGCCAGAGUUAUGACUAUGGAUCAAACACGAGAGGGGAAAAUCAUGACACAGAAAAUGAUGCAAAAACGCUAAGCCAGGCGAGAUCGCUGGUUGAAAGUGAGUUUUGUGAUUUUGAGUUUUUGGUAGCCACAAUUGUUUGGUAUGACAUAUUGUACGCUGUUGAUCCGGUUAGCAAGAAUUUACAAGCAAAAGACAUGCUUCUUGAUGUUGCCAUUGCUGAACUCAAAGGGCUAAUUUCUUUCUUUGAGAAGUACAGGGACAAUGGAUUCACUAAUGCUUUACAUGUUGCUAAAGAAAUUGCUGCUGAAUUGGAAAUUGAACCAUUGUUCCCACAAAAGGUUGCAAUUCAUAGGAAGAAACAAUUUGAGGAGACUCAUGACAUCAUUGAUGAUCCUCAUCCACCACCGUUACCAGAGGAACUAUUCAGGGUGAAUUUCUUUUUAUACAUACUAGAUCGGGCUAUUGGCUCAUUCACCCAAAGAUUCGAGCAAUAUAAAGCAUUCGAAAGUAUUUUUGGGUUCUUGUUUAGUUUGGAGAAGUUACAAUCUUUGAGUGAUAUGGACUUGGAAUCAUGUUGCAUUCGUUUGGAAGCGGCUCUUAAGAUGGAUGACCAAUGUGUUGAUAUUGAUGGGAGUGAUUUGUGUGUUGAGCUCAAAGUGCUUAGAGAGAAAUUACCAAAGGAAAAAUUGGGAGCUGGAGGCAUACUAAAUUUGUUGAAAAUGAUGGGCUCUCUUCCAAAUGCUUUUAUUGCAUAUAGAAUAUUGUUGACUAAUCCUAUCACACUGGCUUCGGCCGAACGGAGUUUUUCAAAGUUGAAGUUGAUCAAGUCAUACUUACGAUCAACUAUGCCACGAGAGAAGCUCAAUGGAUUGGCGUUGGUAUCAAUCGAAUCCAAAACACUUGAAGAAAUUGAGAUUGACACUUUGGUGGAUGAUUUUGCAUGCAAGUGUGCCAAGGGUAAUGUCUCUCUUUUAAUAUGAAGUUUUUAUUGGUACUGAAACUCUGAAAGAGGCAGUGUAUGCCCUGGCUUGAUUGAUGCCUUUGUAUCUAUAUUUUGAUAAUUGCUCUUUUGCUUUGUUUUGGCUUUACUUUUUCUCUGCAAGAUGCUAUGGAGGAUCAAUCCUUGUACUCUAUUGGGUUUUUGCACCCCAUUAAACAAAAAGCUCUCUUUUUUUAAAGAAAGAAUUUAGUAAUGACUUGUAUUCUUUUGUACAAAAAAACAUGCCCAAAAUGAAUCUAUUCCCCCGGG
Molecule: messenger RNA, 2649 nt
Organism: Cuscuta campestris
Lineage: Eukaryota; Viridiplantae; Streptophyta; Magnoliopsida; Solanales; Convolvulaceae
Source: the annotation of a GenBank genome assembly